AUGCAACUCGGUCACUUGUGCCACGCCGGGUGUCCGUAUCUGUAUUCGAUCAUGAAGGGUCGGUUCCCGAAGGAGUGCUAUCUGUACUCGUCCAGCUCCUACGUCAUGAGCAAGCGUCGCCAAGCCAUUGAAGAAUGUUUCACGACACUCCUUGAAGCGCUUCGCAAGCGUGAGAACCACUCGUCCUGUAGCAUUCUACCGGGGACAGUGGCGCUGGAAUUCAUCACGUUCCUGAACGAGGCCCUGCCAAUCGACCACGAGUUCCGUUGGGAGAAUUUCGUGAGCUUCUCUAAGACACCCAGUUGUAGCUCAACGUGGUACAGCACAGACGACAGCAGUCGCAGCCUCUCCACUCCGUCAGGCCUCUCAAGAUGCUGGCAGUCGAGUAGUGACAACAGUCUCCAGUCGUUUCGAUCAACUGGCAGCAACCAGAGUAUGCUGCUGGACACAUGCGGGUUGUGCCCCAGCGACGACGCGGCCAAGGGGGCGUUGACCACAUGGAGCUGCGGCCACCGAUUCCACGACCAGUGCGUCGUGACCAAGCUCAAUGAGACGCUGGCGUGCCCCACCUGUGGCCAAAAGCUCUGA
This is a messenger RNA of Phytophthora infestans T30-4, 588 nucleotides long. RefSeq lists its product as uncharacterized. NCBI's taxonomy places the organism in Eukaryota, Oomycota, Peronosporomycetes, Peronosporales, Peronosporaceae. The coding region runs from base 1 to 588 and encodes 195 amino acids. The transcript has a single exon. The record is from RefSeq and is a predicted model, not a curated record.